This is a messenger RNA of Phyllostomus discolor (pale spear-nosed bat), 8098 nucleotides long. RefSeq names its product RAR related orphan receptor A (gene RORA). The coding region runs from base 241 to 1875 and encodes 544 amino acids. The record is from RefSeq and is a predicted model, not a curated record. Lineage: Eukaryota; Metazoa; Chordata; Mammalia; Chiroptera; Phyllostomidae. The transcript is spliced from 10 exons. Gene Ontology annotation, molecular function: nuclear receptor activity; zinc ion binding; RNA polymerase II cis-regulatory region sequence-specific DNA binding. Gene Ontology annotation, cellular component: nucleus. Gene Ontology annotation, biological process: regulation of transcription by RNA polymerase II; negative regulation of inflammatory response.
CUGUAUAUAUCAAGAAAUUCAAGGGGAACAAUAAAAAGCUACUCUGAUAUGUCUGCACUUUAAUCCACCAAACUAUUACCUUCAAACGUAGUAUUGAUACUUCUUGCCUUCCAAAGUUUGAGGAUUUCAUCAUUAACUUGCAGAAAGGAACACAUUUUUUUCACAGAGGUUAUUGAAUGACUUUGGCAAGUUCAGGCCAGCUAUUAACUGAAAAGUAUUGUGUGUGUUGGAGGACCUAGAAUGGAUCACCCAGAGGUUCUCUUUUGGGAAAGCACCAGCACCGUGCCCGAAAUGCCAGAGAGUGGAAAGUCAUGGUCGCGCCGGGGAAGUGACGGUAGUGUUCAUGGAGACAGUGUUUUCGCAUGGCUGACGUUAAUGACAGCCCAAUGCUGUGCACUCACUGAAUGUUUUCAUUCCAGGAGAGCAUCAAAACCACUGAGUCCUUUCAAGUCAUCUUCUUUUACUGCAAAACCAGAAACCAUGCCGACAACUACUUUCACUCAAAUUGAAAUUAUUCCAUGCAAGAUCUGUGGAGACAAAUCAUCAGGAAUCCAUUAUGGUGUCAUUACAUGUGAAGGCUGCAAGGGCUUUUUCAGGAGAAGUCAGCAAAGCAAUGCCACCUACUCCUGUCCUCGUCAGAAGAACUGUUUGAUUGAUCGAACCAGUAGAAACCGCUGCCAGCACUGUCGAUUACAGAAAUGCCUUGCCGUAGGGAUGUCUCGAGAUGCUGUAAAAUUUGGCCGAAUGUCGAAAAAGCAAAGAGACAGCUUGUAUGCGGAAGUGCAGAAACACCGGAUGCAGCAGCAGCAGCGAGACCACCAGCAGCAGCCUGGGGAGGCCGAGCCGCUGACUCCCACCUACAACAUCUCGGCCAACGGGCUGACGGAACUGCACGACGACCUCAGCAACUACAUCGACGGGCACACCCCCGAGGGGAGCAAGGCAGACUCUGCCGUCAGCAGCUUCUACCUGGACAUACAGCCUUCCCCGGACCAGUCAGGUCUCGAUAUCAAUGGAAUCAAACCAGAACCAAUAUGUGACUACACACCAGCAUCAGGCUUCUUUCCCUACUGUUCUUUCACCAAUGGAGAGACGUCCCCAACUGUGUCCAUGGCAGAACUAGAACACCUCGCACAGAAUAUAUCUAAAUCACACCUGGAAACUUGCCAAUACUUGAGAGAAGAGCUCCAGCAGAUAACGUGGCAGACUUUUCUGCAGGAGGAGAUUGAGAACUAUCAAAACAAGCAGCGGGAGGUGAUGUGGCAAUUGUGUGCCAUCAAAAUCACAGAAGCUAUACAGUAUGUGGUGGAGUUUGCCAAACGCAUUGAUGGAUUUAUGGAACUGUGUCAAAACGAUCAAAUUGUGCUUCUCAAAGCAGGUUCCCUAGAGGUGGUGUUUAUCAGGAUGUGCCGUGCCUUCGACUCGCAGAAUAACACCGUGUACUUUGAUGGGAAAUACGCUUGCCCCGAUGUCUUCAAAUCCUUAGGUUGCGAAGACUUUAUUAGCUUUGUAUUUGAAUUUGGAAAGAGUUUAUGUUCUAUGCACCUGACUGAAGAUGAAAUUGCAUUAUUUUCUGCAUUUGUACUGAUGUCAGCAGAUCGCUCAUGGCUGCAGGAAAAGGUAAAAAUUGAAAAGCUGCAACAGAAGAUUCAGCUAGCUCUUCAGCACGUCCUACAGAAGAAUCACCGAGAAGAUGGAAUACUAACAAAGUUAAUAUGCAAGGUGUCUACAUUAAGAGCCUUAUGCGGACGACAUACAGAAAAGCUAAUGGCAUUUAAAGCAAUAUAUCCAGACAUUGUGCGACUUCAUUUUCCUCCAUUAUACAAGGAGUUGUUCACUUCAGAAUUUGAGCCAGCAAUGCAAAUUGAUGGGUAAACGUAUCACCUAAGCACUUCUAGAAUGUCUGAAGUACAAACCUGAAAAGCAAACAAAAAAUAUUAACCAAGACACUUUAUAUGGCCCUGCACAGACCUGGAGCGCCAACACACUGCACACCUUUUGGUGAUCGGGGUCAGGCAAAGGAGGGGAAACAAUGAAAACAAAUAAAAGUUGAACUUGUUUUUCUCAUGCAUAUGAUUUCCAUUAUGCCUACAGAUAUGGACCCUUUUCUGUCUCGACUUCUUGAUCGUUGACCUCUGUUUACAACAGAAGGAGGGUACUAAAGUUGGAGGAUUUCCUUUUCUUGUAGCUCACUGCCCACAGACUUUCUACAGAGUCACCAGUCUGUUAGUACUAAGAGAGUCCAGCAAUAAUCGGUGACUGGUGUGCAUAGCGGAGGUUGCAGCAUUACUUUGCACAACUUUGCUCUUUGUUUCAUGAAGGAAGUUUUUAUUUUUUUCACCGAUUAUUGCCAGUCAGCAGGACGGCACGAAAAGGGUCCAUAGCACUAGCAACAAUAGCAUUAUAAUAUAUUACAGGGUAAAUGGGCAUGAAGACUAUAUAUAGCUAAAAGAGAUAUUGUUUAUAUAUUGUUUUAAUUAAUAUAAAAUGUAGUUACUGGUGUAGCUUUUCCUGUUGAAUUGAUAAGGCACUUUCAUUUUGCACCUUUUUCUUUAAAUUAAAUGCUAGCGUGUUCACUGUCGUGUCGCAUGUGCACCAGAAACACAAGUUUAACUGAAAAGGCUUGGAAGGUACGUCGGGAGGUAUUUAUGCUGCUGUUUACAAAAUUACUUUUAAGGGACUGGCUGGUCAUAUCUAGAAAUCACAAUGUUGGAUUAUUUUUUUUUACAUGUGAAUUUGGAAUUAGAAAUGAAACUCUCCCUAAAUUACACUUUGCAUUUGGGUAAGUUUAAGGAUAGAUGUGUUUAUGCUUCAUACAAAGUUGAAUGAUGGAUUGGUGCUGUGGACUUAUUCUAUCAUGCACAUUAUUUUUAAAAAGCUUUUUGAAAUGCCACCUCAAGGAGGCAGGGGAGGGGAGGCUCGUUUUAUACAAUUCAGUAGUUAUCUAGGCUCAGUCUCAAGUUGGAAUUCACAUGCUUUGAGAACAAAUCAGAAAGCAGAAUAUUGUAUUAGAAUCUAGCUUUUAUAAUAAGAAGGAUCCAAAGAUUCUAUGUGGAGCAAACGUACACUCCCCAUGUGAGGACAUGAGGCAUUCAUGUUGUGAAUGUUUAUGUUCUUGGUAUAAUCUAGGAGCCCGAAGAGUUUAUCUCAGAGUGAACUAUUUCUAGAUUAGCUGCCUCUAGAUGCUAUUGUUCUAGAAUGUUGCUCUCUAUAUUUCAUAGACAAUGAAUGCAAUGAAUGGGAGGGUCGGGGAGGAAUACCAUGUCGAACCAGUUUCUGUUAUUUAAAUAUUAAGUAUUUUAAGCCUUUUAAGUGAUUAGUCAGUGCUUGCUGCAAACAUUUACUUUUGUAUUUAUUGUCACUAGAAAACUGUGGACUGUAAUUUAUUUUACUAAAUAUUUAGAUUAUUUGGCUUUGGUGUUCAGGUGAGAAAUAGUGAGGGUUUAUUUUAAAUUUUGUGGGUUUUUAAAUGUAAUUCCCAAUGGGGGAAGGGAGAAAGAGCUGUCUGAUGUACAAGUGUGCAUAUUUUAAAAACAAGUGACCUUUGGGAAUGGAGGCAUUUAGAGGGUGAUUUCAGUCCCCCUCAGGGCAGGAGUCAAACUUCUGGUCUGACAUCAAUGACCACGUUUGUUCAGAAAAGGGAACAUCCUCCCACAGCAAAAAGGUGGGAGUGUCCAAGCGGCCCUUUAUAGUGGAGACAGUGUCUCCUUCACCACCAGGGUCCCUCCUGAGUCUUCUGUGGGGACUGUGGCUCCUGAUGUGCCGGGUCACAGCUCAGGCUUCACAGAACCCUUCACUGUUUUAAACUCUGCUGACUUGGAAAGGGAGAAGCAAUCAUUCACACAGAAGUGUGUAUGAAGCCUAAAUAACAUCUAAAAAUUUUUUCAAAAAUAUAGUAAGGGUUUAACCAUAAAUAGAAGACAAGAGUAUUAUUUACUUAAAUUUCUUACAAGCAUAUAAAACUUUAUAAGUGUUUAUAUAGAGAGGUUAACUAUAAGCAUAUAGUAUUUAUAUUUGGGCAGGAAGGGUUAAAUCAAAUUUUUAAUUUAAAUAAGCAUAGUUCCUUUAAAAAUCAAUAGUAUUUAUACUCUGAAAAAAGUACCAAGUGUAGUUAUUUAUUUGUCCAUGUUUUUCCUAUUGUUUCUCCUCUGGGGGGAAUGGUGUAUUUUUACUUGGUUUGGUUUUGUUUUCUGUUUUUUAUCGUUCUGAUUCACUAAAUUUUAAUAAAGUAUAUUAACUUCUUUUUAACCAAAGCUUUCUGAAUAUGACCAGCCUCAGGUGCUAGUGCAUUAAAGAGCAACUAAACCUAAUUCCAGUGUCCAUUUAUGAAAUGAUACGAGUUAAUUGAACUUCUCUAAGGGUGAGAGAGCACUUAAUGUUGAACUUGAAAGAAAUUCCUUUUCCCAGAAAGGAUUUUGCAUGCACCUAAUGCAAAACAAAAAGAGAGAGAGAAAGAGAGAGAUGAUCUAAUCACAGUAAUAGCCACUCCAUGGUGACACUGCUUUCCAAGUAAACCAGGAUACAUUGGCAUGAUGCUGCUACUAGGUCUUCCUGAAAGAAAAGCAGCGUGGGGACUUUAAGAGCAAAGCACCUGGAGGGUGUAGGAACAGAGUAGUAGAGGCAUGCUCCAUGAGAUAAGAGAACAACUCACUGCUAUUUGGAUCAAAGUUGGGAUAUGAAGUUAAACAGUAAAUUCAGGUGGAAAAAAAAUGAGGUAUAGACAAUGGUGUGAAAAACUUUGCAUUUUUAUUUUCUUCUUUAUUAUAGAAAACAUCUGUGGGAUGAUACAAAAUAUUUGAUGAUAUGGAACAAUUAUUCUGACUAGUUCUUAUAAAGUUCCCUAAACUUGAAUGCCUGAUAGUCUUUUAAAUACUGGAAUCGCAUUGUCAUCCUGGUUGCUGUAAGGCCUUAUGUACAAUGUUUGCCAGUGAGGAAACGAGGCUUUUGCACAAAGCCUGAAUGAACUUCAGUUCUAGUGGUGUCCAAAUGGUUGUAGUUUGUCGUGAAGGAACUGGCCUUGGUCACAAUGCAAUCAAAAGUGCAGAUGAAAGUGCUUUUUUGGACAGUUGCAAAUUGUGUUAAAGCUGUGGAUUUUUUUAAAGCAUUCUGCAUCCUAGUUUACGUUAAAGCUAUGGAUUUUUUUUGAAAGUCUUCAGCAUCCUAAUUCACCCUUCCUAACUUAAAGAAAACAUGACUUAAGACACUGCUUCUAAGUUUGGUUGUUCUUUAUAGUGUGGAUACCCAGAUGUCUGUGAGCGUAUAGGGGUGGGCUGAGGGUCAAGUGAGGAGGGAAUGUGUGUGUGUGUGGGUUUUGUGUAUGAUGUGUGUGUGUCGGACCGCUUCUAGGCUACUAAGUGUCAAUGUAAAAGAAAAUGUAUUCAAAAUACUUAAAUCAAAACUAGAAGAUGGGGAAAAAAGAUUUAUUCUAUACAAAGCCUUGUCUGGACCACUUUAGAGAGACUUCUAUUUUUUUAACCCUUCUAUAAAUAUUUGAUGGCACUUGAAAUAUUCCUGCAAUAACAUGUGAUUUGUGUAAAGAAAAAAAAAGAUUUUGUAAUGUGAAACAAAGAAAGAAAGUAAUGUAAUUUUCUAAAAAAAAAUACAAACAAACAAACUUUGUAUUAUUUUCUUGAUGGAAUUUGUCUAUCUGUCUUUGGAAAACUUUUUAUUUCAUUGAAUGUGCCAUAGUAGAAAUAUGUGUUUUUAGUUUUAGACUAAGGAAUAGCUGUUUGUGUUCCGACAUUCCAGAAUGCAAAACAACCUAGUAGAAUCUUUAAUGAAAAGGUUUAAGUAGGAUGUAAGCUUCUCUCAUCGUUGCUUUUUUGCACAUGUUCUUCAUUCCUCUCUAGUGCAAUAUGUACAUAGAGCACUUGCGGGUGUACCUGGAUCCCUCAGGGAAAAAUACAUAUUUGUACAGUUGUUGUUGAUGUUAUUUUUUCCUUUUGUUUUUGGCUAAGGAAUGUCGACUGAAUCACUUGUUAUUGUUGAGGGGCAGCCAGAUAAUAAUCCUAAAGCCACUGUUUCUCAAACAUUGAUUGUUUAAAUCAUGUGUCCUUCCAGUGCUAUUAUUUUAAAGAUACUAAUAAUAAAAAGUUAUUUUCUGACAGUUCUUUGUGCUGAUUGGUGAAAAAAAAAGGGUAAAUAAGCACCUUAUGAUUGACUUACUGUGAAUGACAAUCCAUCUUGGUAUCAACGAUAGAAGCCCUAUCAUUUGGAGUUGGGGUUAAGAGUCAGAAACAAUGUGCUCAGGGAUCUUCUAAAACUCUUCAAACAGGGUGGCCAGUACUACUGGGACAAAUUGUGUUUUUUAUUAUUAAUCAUGAUGAUAAUACUAUCCCUCCAAGGCACAAGUGAACUGUAUAGAACUAACUGCAUGUGUGUAUAAACUUCACUAUCAUCUCAUUUUUUUGAGUUUGGAACUUAGGUGUUCUUCAGUGUGUUGUGUGCUUAAAAACACUGAAUGGCUUCUAGAGCUACGCCAGUAGAAAGUUACGCCAGUAUGUUCAAAAGAUAAAUGUUGGUCACAUACCAACAGAGAGCAUCGUUCAAAGUACAGCCCUGCAUAUACCAUUCAUCAUUUCUCAAAUAAUUAAAAUAUUCAUGAUAUAUUUAUAGCAUUAUAUGCUAAAAACUACUUCCAGUUCUACAUAAUAUGGAUAAAAAAAUUUAAACCAAAGGAGAUGAGGGACCUGCCUAUUGAUGGAGUGAGACAGGUAAAAGAUACAACGUGUAUUUUUGUUAAAGAUUUUGUUUAUUCAUUUUUAGAGAGAAGGGAAGGAAGGAGAAAGAGAGGGAGAGAAAUAUCAAUGUGUGGUUGCCUCUCACGCACCCACUACUGGACCCACAACUCAGGCACGCAUCCUACUAGGAACUGAACUGGCGACCCUUUGGUUUGCAGCCCAUGCUCAAUCCACUGAACCACACCAGACAGAGCCUACAACAUGUAAUUUUUAAUGUCAGCAAACAACUAUUGUUUUCACUGUAUUCUCCUUAGGAAGCAAGCCAAAAAAAUUCCUUUAUGUAACACAAUUCUCCUAUUUUCAUGUUUAUAGUUUUUAAUCUGUUACCCACCUGGUAACAAUAACAUGAGCCAGCUUUUUGGGUCAUGUUUUCCAUUUUUGAAAUACAGAUUUGUUAACCAUGUUCCAAUACUUUUCAUAAAGUCAGUCAACCUCAGUGUAAUUGUUGGCUUUGAUUCUUCCAUUUCACACUUGGAAUACACAUUCAGAGAAAGCUUCUCGUACUUUCUUAGGACCACACAAGAGUAUAAUCUGGGAAAACUUUUUAUGUCAUUUAGAUGAAAAAAAAAAAGCCUUUACCCUGCUGUUUUUAAUAAUAACAACUAUGGAAAUAGGCAGAAAUAUCUCAUAUGUAUACAUAUACAUACACACAUAUCCAUAUAUGAAUACACAUUACUGACAGUUUUACAUAUUAUAACAUUUGAUUGCCACUUCUUAUUUAUAAAGGGAUGACACAGCAGAACCCAUAAAAACAGCUUUCUACUCUAAAUCAGAUCAUGUGCCCAGAAAGGCAAUUGCAACAGUAAAUCUUGAUCCAUUGCUAAUAGUCUAUAACACAAGUCUUCAUUCUGUCCGUAAACACUAGUAUUAUAAAGAGGUUCCACCAGAUUUCAUUAAAGGGGCCUUCCUAUGAUUGUCUGUUCUUAAGAGGUAAGGUGAACAAGCAAUGCCUUUACCAAGCAAUUGGUUUCCCUUCUGAGUCCGUUUGCUUGUUUGUUAGUGUAGGUGAAAUCAGUAUUGUUAGACACUCAGAAAAUUUUAAAAAUAAUCUCAAAGCCUGGUUUUAUACCAAGGAUACUUUGUAGAUGGGGAGGUGGAGGAGGAGAUCUUCAUGUUUAAACAGACCCUCAGAACUUAGAGCAAUAACCUCAUUCAUUCAUUCAUUCAUAAAUGAAUGACAAAAUAGUCAAUCCAAAUAAAAACAUUUUUCCAGCAGUGAAACAUGAAAUGGAGUCUUGUGUUAAGAGAGUAAAUAUGAAUAUUUUAAAUGGAUGCCUAGAGAAUCUGUGUUUGCUGUUUACAUUUAGUAUGUUUACCACGUUAGCAGUAUCACACUUCUUCUAUUUUUCUUCUAAGAA